GUGGCUGCCUGUCAAGGUCUCACCCACACCUUCGACUCCCAGGACCUCGUCGACGUCCACCUUACUGACGGUCCUUUGACUCGAUCCGAAGGGCCCAACAUCCACUCGGCCCCCAUAGUAACCUCGCAUCACGAUCCGCAUCCCGACACUCCCGCCCUGUCUCUCCCAGCUCUCGCCUCCCUCAAACUGUCGCCAAUACAAGUCAAGCAGGAGGAGAUCCCAAUCUCCCUGCAGACCCUGCACCAGAGCCAGAGUCUGAAGAGAGUGCGAGUGAAGAAGGAGUCUCGGAGCCCGAGCUUCAUGGUUGGGCUGCAUCGCUGGACGUGCUCCCCUCCAUGUCAGCAGUCACUGACCGCCUCUACCGCCGUCACCACCAAGAGGCCGCUCGCGCACUCACUCCCCCCGAAGUCCGACCGGCGGACAGCCACAACCACCGCCUCCACCCCCAGGCCAUCCUCCGUCCCCCUCGCUGCUGAUAAUGUCCUCUCCAGCGUCCCCUCCUAA
Messenger RNA from Postia placenta MAD-698-R-SB12, 504 nucleotides. RefSeq lists its product as hypothetical. The record is from RefSeq and is a predicted model, not a curated record. NCBI's taxonomy places the organism in Eukaryota, Fungi, Basidiomycota, Agaricomycetes, Polyporales, Adustoporiaceae. The transcript is spliced from 3 exons. The annotation marks the transcript as partial.